CUACUUCUGACAUAACCCGCCGGCGCUUUUGGCGCGGAGCCGAGACUCCGCGCUGGUGCCAUUUCUGGUUACGAUUAUGAUCACGUAGAUACAACCUCCUGGCCGUCCUGGCCGAAUGACGAAGCAUGGUCUGGCUUUUCUGGUUUGGAGCCUGAUACACUAUCGUCUCUCUCAGAUUGGUCGGCAAAGGAGGAUACUGUGUGGCUGUUGAGUCCGGGCGAGCUUCUUCAAGUUCGGGCCACUGGACCUUCGUCACCAGGCUCACCCUGGCCGACUAUGGAGAUUGCACCUGCUUCUACUUCUCACAAACAGGUGCAUGCACUUGAUUCGCGUGAAGAAUCAGAUGAAAGCGCUCCCAACAAUGGUUUCGGAAACUUUCAAUGCCGGCCGAAAACGGACAUCAUCUUGACGACCAGCCCGUCGUCAACAUCUACCUCCUCCCAUCACAAUGCUUGUAUGCAGGAUACUGGUCGCUCACCUUCCUUGGCUUGUCCUCCGCUGGAUCAGGGGAAUCCCCCACACGUUGCUGCCGGAUCCAUUCUAUCGCCGUUUCAAGAGCUUUCACACCUCCACUUCAGCAGCAGCUCCAUUACAUCAACCGGGGUUGUACCUAUCCCUCGUGCUGAGAAACGGUACGCUUGCAGCUCAACUGGGUGCUCCGCGUCCUUUGUCGAACGUCGAAAACUCGACGGUCACGCGAAGAGCACACACUCAAGGGUCUACUGCAAAGAGUGUCCCAAAACAUACGCUCAUCGCAAGAACCUUCUCGAACACGUACAAGCACGGCAUCGCGGUAUAUGGCACACAUGCAACUUCGAAAGCUGCACCUACGCGACGGAGAAAAAAGCCAACCUCGUAAGACAUCGAAAUUCCCUACACAAAGGACUUUGAGCAUUACACCAGCAUCCACGCGACCAAGUUGUCCAUCUUCGCCAAAUGAAAGUUUUCCAACCGUUCUGCCAACCACUCUUCGAAGUUUAACCAGUACUGACCUAGAGGACUACGACUGAUCUUUGAUUUGCUUUCUU
Molecule: messenger RNA, 1028 nt
Organism: Paraphaeosphaeria sporulosa
Lineage: Eukaryota; Fungi; Ascomycota; Dothideomycetes; Pleosporales; Didymosphaeriaceae
Exons: 3
Coding region: 277-891 (204 amino acids)
Source: RefSeq, a predicted model, not a curated record